This is a messenger RNA of Symbiodinium sp. CCMP2592, 3768 nucleotides long. The record is from the annotation of a GenBank genome assembly. NCBI's taxonomy places the organism in Eukaryota, Dinophyceae, Suessiales, Symbiodiniaceae.
AUGUUGCCUCCCGCGGCAGCAGAUGCAACUACGGCGGCUUCGUCGUCUGUGCAGCAGCAGCCUCCCGCCGCCGCAGCUCCGUGUGCAGUUCCCCAGACUUUGCCAACCAGUGGACAGCAAGAGCCUCCGCCACCGCAAGUUGCAGUUCCACAGAACCCUUUGCCAAACACUGGUUUGCAACAGCUUUCCGCCGAAGCUCCGUGUGCAGUUGUGCCAAACAGUGCACAGCAGCAGCCUGCGCCGCCGCAACAGGUUGCAGUUCCGCAGAACCCUUUGCCAAACAGUGGUUUGCAACAGCUUCCCGCCCAAGCUCCGUGUGCAGUUGUGUCAAACAGUGCACAGCAGCAGCCUCCGCCACCGCAGCAGGUUGCAGUUCCGCAGGACCCUUUGCCAAACGGUGCUUUGCAGCAGCUUUCCACCGAAGCUUCGUGUGCAGUUGUGCCAAACAGUGGACAGCAAACAGCAGCUCCGCCGUGUGCCGUGCCACAGCAGGUGGCAGCAGCUCCGUUUCAAGUUGUGGCGGCUCCACCGAUCUUGCAGGGCAGUGGACAGCAGCAGCCUCCCUUCGCAGGUCCGUGUGCAGUUACCCAGCAGCAGCAGCAGCAGCAGCAGAGUCUUGUGACAGGCAGUGGACAGCAGCAUGGAGCAGCUCCGUGUGUCGUUCCGCAGCAGGUGGCAGCUGCUCCGUUGGCAGUUCCCCAGACCUUUGCAAACGGCGGUGGGCUGCAGCAGCUUCCCGCUACAGCUCCUGGCGGUGCAGUUACCCAGCAGCAGCAGCAGCAGAGCCUUGCGCUAAGCAGUGGACAGCAGCAAAACCCUUUGCCAAACACCGGGGCACAGCAGGUGGCAACAGCCUCGCAGAACCUUGUGCCAAGUGGACCGUCACAGCUGCAACGGCUUCCCCCGAUGGUAGUGCAUGCCAAUCCGGCUCCGGUCACACUUCAUGUGGCACCGACAAGGAGGGACUCCAUGGUGAGCGAGACCACUGCCGCGGGCGAUGAUGGUGUUUCGGUCGCAGAUCUAAUUGCGGAGAUGGAGACACAGCUUGCCCCACAAGGCCAGACCGCACCCGUGCCUGCUGGUUUGCAGCACAGUGCCUCUAUGUUGACUGUGGCUGCUUCCUUCGACGACCUUUCCAAAGUUGCUCGAAUCGACGAUUACGCCUUGCCGGAAUUGAGCCCUGAUGAAAAACGCAUGUAUGGCAGUUUCUGGAAGCGGUUCAGAUCGAAUUCGUCGCUGGGGUCGAGUGUGGACGAAGAGUCGGUUCAGUCGCCUACGACAGCUGAGAUCGUGGAACCCAGCCCUGCUUCUACCCAGUCGGCCGCUCCGGCACUUACGACUGCUGCUGUGAAGGCCCCAACAGUGGUGGCCAAGGUUGCUGCUCCGACACCUACGACUGCUUCUGUCGUGGCCCCAACAGAGGUGGCCAACUUUGUUGCUCCGACACCUACGACUGCUGCUGUCGUGACCCCAAUGGUGGCCAACGUUGUUGCUCCGACACCUACUACGACUGCUGCUGUCGUGACCGCGGCGGUGGCCAACGUUGUUGCUCCGACACCUACGACUGCUGCUGUUGUGGCCCCAGCAGAGGUGGCCAACGUUGUUGCUCCAGCACCUACGACUGCUGUCGUGACCCCGGCGGAGGUGGCCAACGUUGUUGCUCCGACACCUACGACUGCUGCUGUUGUGGCCCCAGCAGAGGUGGCCAACGUUGUUGCUCCAACACCUGCGACUGCUGCUGUCGUGACCCCGGAGGUGGCCAACGUUGGUGCUGCUGUGGCGAAGGGGCCACCAAGUGUACCACCGAAAAUGGAACUCCCGGCUGUUCCGACCAGGGCGGCAACAGAGCAUCCGGGACAGCCCUCAACGACUACAGCAGGUGCUGCUCCCAUGACGAAUGAAGCCUUGACAAUGCUGGCUGCAUUGCUCAGCCAAUCGAUGGGCCAGCUGUCUGUUGCUGAUGGUGCUGACUCAUCAAACCUUGGAAGCAUCCAAGAAUCCUUGAAGGCGCUUGUUGCGAAAGCAACCGGAGGAGCGGCUGCGCAGCCGCUCCAACAGCAGCAGCAGCAGCAGCUGGCUGUUGCCCCUGUUCCUGAUGUUUCUGUGCCGCCGAAGCAGCCUGCUGUUGUGGAUAAAACAAAGAUUAUCGACAGUGCGAGUGGCGUUGACUUGCAGCCGUCGCCAGCGAGUCCGAGCCCCGCAACUGCACCUGCAACGCCGAGCCCGUCGAUUAAUCCGCCUGGAACCCCGAGCACUCCGCCUCCUUGCACCACUCUCGCUCUCGCGAGGCCAGGGCCCAACGCUAUCAUCAAUUCGGGAACCCACAAGACCGAGUACAAGACGUUCCAGCGGUUUUGUGAAAACUCGCCGGGAGCAGAGGAGUUGAAGAAGGUUUGGGUGCAGGGUGGACCGCAGCGUUUGGCGAUGUUCCAGAAGUUUGUGUUGACAGGUGACCCAAAGGCCUUGGAGUGCGCUCUCAGAUUCCGGCGGCAAAGGGAGGAGGAGGACAAGGACGAAGGUGAAUAUUAUCCAUGGAAGGAUAUUUUGGCCUUUCAUGAUGGCAACGAGACCAAGGCCCUUCAGUUCGUGCAACGACGGCGCACAGAGCCGACGUCGUGUGACCGCAACGACGCUACCGUCGAAACUUUCCUGUACUACGGGAGGCAGAAGAAGAGCUUCACGAACCGAACGAUCGUGGACGACAUUGCAAUGACCAUGGGCUGCUCACCUAGCUUUGCGGCUUCCGUCGCCGCGCAGCUCGACACGAUGAACGGUGCUGUGCCCAUCCAGGGCUCGAGUGGUGGUCGGCCCAGCGUUGAAGUCUCGGAGAACCCGCCGAAUCCGAAGCCGCCCCCGAAGAACGGCAAGACUCAGAAACAGAAUGCUGGCGUUCCGGAGACCACCACGACAGAAGAUCCUCCGCCCAAAAAGGCGAGACCUGCUCGUCCAGAGGGUUCUGAUUUGGAGCUGGCUAUCAGCACGGAAGAUGUUACGCUUUUCGUGAAGUCCUGGGUGGCGGCAGCUAACACGGCUCAGGGGCAAGCCGUGAAAACCUGUGCGGAGCUGGAGGUGCUGGACAGCCAGGAGGCUUUGAUGAGCAAAGUUCGGGAUUGUGCCGAUGGCAUUGGUGCCUGCCGCAAGAAGCUGCAGCUCCUGGGGCCCGCGCCCGUGGCAUCGGAUGUGCAGUCGGCCCUUUUGGAAGCGACUCGGACCUACGACCUGCUUUCAUAUGCGGCCAGGCGCAAAGCGGUGGCCGUGUCCAUACACGGUGAUGAGGGUACUGCAAAGAGAUCAAAAAGCGUCUUGGUUAUCUCACUAUCCUCCUUAGCCAUCCACCGUGCCGACAGCAUGCUGCAGAAAUAUCCGUUUUGCGUCGUGCGAGCGGACAGGUUUGCUUACAAAGACGGAAAGAACCUGACACUUGAAGGGUUGCAGCGCUGCUUUGCAGAUUCAUUCCGGAUUUGCGGCUCUUGCGACGGCCAAGGCCAACAUGGAUGGAGCAUUCACCCUGUCGUAUCCAAGGGAGACUGGAAGCACAAACGCGAGUGGUUGCAGCAGAAGCGCCACUAUAUGAACUUGGCUGGCAAUGCUCCUGCUCGUGCUUCUGAGGGUGGCAGGAUCUGCCCGAGGUGCCUGUGCGAUGGCAGCACACCUGGAAAGCACUGGGCCGAUAUGCAGGAGGGCUUCGACAACCCGGCUGAUCUGCGGGAAGCCGCGAAUGACAGUACCUGCUCGAUUAAGGGCAUGAUAAUAACGGUGCAAGUUUGA